AUGAAGUCCACAUCCCUCCCCCUCGCCGCCACCCUCGUAGCCGGCGCCGCCUCCGCCUUCCAAGUAGGCAAACCCCCCGUGCCCCAAGCAAAGACCACAAUGGCAGACAACUUUCCCUGGCGCGACCCCUUCACCUCCAAGACGGCAGACACCUACACCCCGACCUGCUCCUCCUCAAACACCUUUUCAGCGACGCAGUACACCCUGCACGACCUCUUUGACAAGCCGCCGACGGGCCUCUUCCCGUGGAGCGAGGGCCUCAAGACCUUCUUUUCCGGCCGCGAGUACCCCGGCGGCUGGGCCGGCCUCGAUCGCCACAUGUACGACCGCAACGUGCUCAUGAUGGAGUACGCCGACGUUCCCGUGCGCGUGCGCGAGUGGAUUGAGGAGGAGGAGCGGCGCGCCGACGGCGACGGCGACGGCGGCAGCGGCAAGGGUCUGUUUGCCGUGUUUGAGAAGCCUGCUGGCGAGGAGGACAAGAUUACGGAGCGCGUUGCUGUUCCCGACGAGGCUGGGGACGUGGAGCGCGAGCUCGAUGGUGAGAGGGUUGUUAUUUUCGCGCCUGGGGCGCUGUAUCCUGUUCUUCCUCUAUUUGUUGCCGACGGGAGCGACUGUGAAGAAACGCUCGCCGACCUGAGCAGCUACGAGGCCGUGCCCAGGGAUGCUGCCGUCGUGGCGUGGCCCGUCAGCCAUACCCGUCCCGAUACGGCCAAUAACAAGAGGAACAUUGAGUUCACCGUCAAGGCUCAGGUUCUCAAGGUCAGGCAGGACGGGUCAGAGGCCGAGGAGGAGGCGGAUGCUGAUGUUGAGGAGUCAAAGGUGGCUGAGGAGAAGAAGGCGACAUCGUCUGAGGCGGCCAAGGAUGAGUUGUAA
Molecule: messenger RNA, 873 nt
Organism: Colletotrichum orchidophilum
Lineage: Eukaryota; Fungi; Ascomycota; Sordariomycetes; Glomerellales; Glomerellaceae
Exons: 2
Coding region: 1-873 (290 amino acids)
Source: RefSeq, a predicted model, not a curated record